Messenger RNA from Fusarium sp. VM40, 981 nucleotides. NCBI's taxonomy places the organism in Eukaryota, Fungi, Ascomycota, Sordariomycetes, Hypocreales, Nectriaceae. The record is from the annotation of a GenBank genome assembly.
AUGACCGUGUUGCACGAGAACACUGUCGUCACCACAAAGACGCUGGCGCCACCACCAACAACUACAAAGAUUUACACGACCAUAACCAGGACUGGCAAACCCACUACGCUGCCAACUACCACCGUCACAGCGACGACAACCAAGAUCGAUACAACCGUUGUGACUGAUAGAACCACAACCGUUGAGUUGCGAACAAGUACCACGAUUGCAACAGUCCGAUAUACCGAAGUCACAAGUGUUACGAGCACCGCAACAUCCACUACUACCGUUCCCUUCGUUGCCGAAGCGUCAGUCUGUGCUAGAAAGCGAGGACGUGCUGCUGGGUCAUUGCCAAAAUCAUGCUCUUGCUUUCUUACUACCUCUAAGCCCGCAGCCACCAAGACUGCCACUGUCACCAAGAACAAGCCGGCUGUCACCCGCGUGGUAUACACGACUGGCGGGCCCCGAAAGGUCAUCCGUCGAACCGUCACCAUCAUCCGCUACAAGGCUGGCCCAACUCUAUCAGCUCCCGAGACUACAGAGUCCAGCAUUAUUACCGUCACCCAGACCGACCAUACUCUCACCACUAUCACAGACUCUCAGACAAUAACUUUCACAGCGAGCGAUUAUAUUUUCGAUACUGUUACCGAAACUAAGACUGAGACUGCUCUUGCUACGGCUACAGCAGAUCCCUGCGACAACGUCGGAGAUGGUUCGGCUAUCAAACAACAGAUUUCCGGCUCCACCAUAGAGGUCACGUAUUCUAAUGACGCGGAUGGACCCAACGCUGUAAAGUCGUGUUGCCAGGCUUGUUAUAGAAGACUUAAUUGCGUGCAAUACAGACUGGGCGGAGGUGUCUGCGAGGUGUUCACCAGUAAGCCUAGUUUCAGCGGCUCAUGUACCUCGUCCCGGUGCCCACGAGGCUACCCUGAUCUUGAUAUUGGGUCGGAUGAUGGGAAGAGUUACUACCUGGGACCUUGUUUUGGAACCGCUUUAUCCUAG